AUGACGAGUCCUUUCGAUAACGACGCGCUUCCUCGAAACGCGGCGAAUUACGCGCCGUUGACUCCAUUGACUUUCAUCCGUCGCGCCGCCGACGUGCACGGCGACCGAUGCGCCGUGAUGUACGGCGACCAAUCGUGGACAGCGGGGGGGCUGUGCUCAACACGCGCCUGGACGCGCGCCUUCCCCCUCAUCCGCACCCUCCACCUCCCCUCCUGCACCCCCAUCCAGGAGCCAGUGCUAGCCCCCAAUGUGCCAGCUCUGUACGAGGCACAUUUUGGAGUGCCCAUGGCGGGCGCUGUUCUGAACGCCAUCAACAUGCGCGCACCGUCUCCUGAUCCUCAUCCCCCCACCCCACCUCCGUCCCCCCUGCGCCGCACCCCCCAGGUGUCAGUGCUAGCGCCCAACGUACCUGCUCUUUAUGAGGCGCAUUUUGGAGUGCCCAUGGCGGGCGCUGUUCUAAAUGCCAUCGACACGCGCCUGGGCGCGCGCACAGUCGCCCUCAUCAAUCCUCCCAGUUCCCCCACUCCACUCCCCCUUUCCCUCUUCUCCGCCCAGGUUUCAGUGCUGGCACCCAACGUUCCUGCUCUUUAUGAAGCGCACUUCAGUGUGCGUAUGGUUUCCGUGCUGGCACCCAACAUACCUGCUCUUUAUGAGGCACACUUCGGAGUGCCCAUGGCGGGGGCCGUGCUGAACGCCAUCAACACGCGUCUUGAUGCGCGCACAGUCGCCCUCAUCCUCGCCCACGGCUCUGCUCGCCUGGUCAUGGCUCACCGCUCGCUGGCGCCGCUUCUCACCGAUGCCCUGCUGCUGCUGCCGGGACUGCUGAGGGGGAAGGGGCGUCAAACAGGCAUGCCGCAGCGUAGUCUUCCCUCGGCCUCGUGUGCACGUGAGAGUGGGGGAGUGGUGGAGGACGAGUGGGAUGCGAUUGCGCUCAACUACACAUCAGGCACCACCGCCCAACCCAAGGGUGUUGUGUGCACACAUAGAGGCGCAUACCUAUCAGCCCUUGCGAACGUGCUAGCGUGGGGUCUGCAUGCCCAACCAGGAGGGCAGCCCCCCGUGUACCUGUGGACGCUGCCUCUCUUCCACUGCAACGGCUGGACCUUCCCCUGGGUGCUCGCUGCUGUGGCUGGGACUAACGUGUGCUGCAGGGAGGUCACAGCAGCCAGCAUCUUUUCCUUCAUUCCCCGUCACCGCGUCACCCACAUGUGCGCUGCACCUGUCGUCCUCUCCUUCCUCAUCCACGCACCUGACUCCCUCCGCCUGCCCUUCCUCGCCGCCCAGCGCGCCCAGGGCCACGGGGGGGGUGACUAUAACGAGGCCAGAAGGGAGGGCAAUAGGGAGGGGGGUUGGGAGGGGAGUAGCAAUGGCAGCAGCAGCAGCAGGGGGCAGGAGGCGAGGCGGGUGCAUGUGAUGACAGCAGGGGCGGCGCCGCCGCCGGCAGUGCUGGCGGGGAUAGAGGCGAUGGGGUUCGAGGUGCUGCAUGCAUACGGGCUCACGGAGACAUAUGGACCGGCUGUGGUGUGCGAAUGGCAGCAUGAGCGGUGGAGAGGGGUGGAUGAAAAUGAACGGGCGAGGCUCAAGGCGCGGCAGGGCGUGCGGUGCAUGGCCCUGGAAGGCCUAGCAGUAAUGGACCCAGUCACAAUGCGCCACGUGGCAGCGGACGGGCGCAGCAUGGGGGAGGUGAUGAUGAGAGGCAACAUGGUGAUGAAGGGGUAUGCUGAUGACCCACAGGCUACAGAAGCAGCAUUCCGAGGGGGAUGGUUCCACUCGGGGGACCUGGCUGUCAUGCAUCCCGAUGGGUACAUUGAACUCAAGGAUCGCUCCAAGGACAUAAUAAUAUCAGGCGGGGAGAACGUGAGCAGCAUAGCAGUGGAGGCAGUGUUGUACCGCCACCCGUCCGUCCUAGAGGCGGCAGUCGUGGCGCGCCCUGAUACUAUGUGGGGGGAGUCCGUGUGUGCCUUUGUGUGCCGCAAGCCAGGGCAGCAGCACGCGCACGUGGGCGAGGGGGAUAUUAUUGCGUUUUGUCGCGACCACCUGCCGCAUUAUAUGGCGCCGAGAACGGUUGUUUUCACGGAGCUGCCCAAGACCGCGACGGGCAAGAUUCAAAAGUUUGUUUUGAGGGAGAGGGCAAAGGAAAUGGGUAGAGGUGCACUGGCGGGGAUAGAGGCGAUGGGAUGGGGUGGGAGGUACUGCAUGCAUACGGACUGGCGGAGACGGGCCGGUGAUGGUGUGCGAGUGGCAAGAGGCGCGGUGAUGAGAGGUGUGCAUGGUGCAUUGGUUGUGGAUAGAGCCGAUGGGCCCCUCUUCUUUUACCACCUCCCCUUCCCAACCCCUCCUUUUACCACCUCACCUCCCAACCCCUCUCCUUCCACCACCUCUUCUCCCAACCCCUCUCCUUCCACCACCUCUUCUCCCAACCCCUCUCCUUUUACCACCUCUCCUCCCCAACCCCUCUCCAUUUAUUAUCCCUCCUCCCCAACCCUCUUUUACUACCUCCCCUUCUCAACCCCUCCUUUUACCACCUCUCCUCGCACCACCCUCUCUCCCACAUCUCCUCCCCACUUGCAGGGCGUGCUGUGCAUGGCCCUGGAAGGCCUAGCAGUAAUGGAUUUAGUCACGAUGCAAUACGUGGCAGCUGACAGGCGCAGCAUGGGCGAGGUGAUGCUGAGGGGCAACAUGCUUCAUUCAUCCACUCCCUUCCGGCAGGGCGUGCGGUGCAUGGCCCUGGAAGGACUGGCAGUAAUGGACCCAGUCACAAUGCGCCACGUGGCAGCAGACGGGCGCAGCAUGGGCGAGGUGAUGCUGAGAGGCAACAUGGUGAUGAAGGGGUAUGCGGAUGGCCCACAGGCUAGAGAAGCAGCAUUCCGAGGAGGGUGGUUCCACUCGGGGGACCUGGCUGUCAUGCACCCUGAUGGGUACAUUGAGAUCAAGGCUACUGAAGCAGCCUUCCGAGGCGGGUGGUUCCACUCGGGGGACCUGGCUGUCAUGCACCCUGAUGGGUACAUUGAGAUCAAGGUGGGUUGUGGGUUGGCGGUGAUGGAAGGAGCAAUUGGAGAGUACGGUACUAACGUGUACGUAACGCACACCAUCAACGCUGGGUCACACACACCACACCACUCGCGCAGCCAAGAAAUUAUGGCUUCCGCACUCCGCACAUCCGCGCGCCACCUGCGCUCCGCCCUCACCAGCACCGCCGCCGCAUUCGCCGCCCGAGCCGCACUCCCCCGCGCGCCCUGCAUCGCCGCCUCUCUCGAGUCCGCCGCGUCGCUGCCGUGCGUCCCCCGAUUCGCCUCACGGCCGUCCUCCGUCGCGCCCUCUUCCCACGCGUCACCGCCAUUGCGAGCACCACCAGCACUACUAGCACCAUCCGAUCUCCUCUCUCGCUCCACUUUCGCGUCAUGCGCGCCGCACUUUUCAAUCUCGGCGCAAGGCGCGCCGAGCGUUGAUCGGAUCGCAGGCGGCGCGGGCAGAUCAACUCUGCAAACCUCCCAGCCAUCAAUUUCCCGAUUAUCCGCACCAGAGAGCUUCGAGACGUUUUCGUCCCAGAGGCAUCGACUAAGCACCCUCGUCGCCCUCCCGCGUGCAUUCGCCGUCGGGCCCGUUCCCUCCGCCGCCUCCGCCGCCUCCGCCGCCUCCGCCGCACCGUCGCUGCGCGCGGCGCACGACGCAGUGGUUGCGACGCGGGCGGCGGGCGCGGGGCAGGCGAGGAGCGUCUUCGUGGAGGUUAAGAAAGGCGACGUCGAUCGAGCCAUUAAGAAGUUCAAGAUCAAGCUCAGGUCGGACAACGCAAUCAGGGUGGCGCGGGCUCGGUCACACUACUGGAAGGGCGCGGAGCUGAAGCGACUGCGGGCCAAGGAGGCGGAGAUCAGGCGGCAGCAGAGAGACUUCCGGCAGAAGCUCGCUUGGAUCAUGGCCAAACGCGCUAGGCAGCAGCAGCAGGAUUUCCGGCAGAAGCUCGCUUGGAUCAUGGCUAAACGUGCUAGGCAGCAGCAGCAGGAUUUCCGGCAGAAGCUCGCUUGGAUCAUGGCCAAACGUGCUAGCCCUCCUCCCCCUUCCCCCUCGCUUCCUCCUCCCUCGGGCCAUCCGGCCCUCCUCCCCCUUCCCCCUCGCUUCCUCCUCCCUCGGGCCAUCCGGCCCUCCUCCCCCUUCCCCCUAGCUUCCUCCUCCCUCGGGCCAUCCAGCCCUCCUCCCACUUCCCCCUCGCUUCCUCCUCCCUCGGGCCAUCCGGCCCUCCUCCCCCUUCCCCCUCGCUUCCUCCUCCCUCGGGCCAUCCAGCCCUCCUCCCCCUUCCCCCUCGCUUCCUCCUCCCUCGGGCCAUCCAGCCCUCCUCCCCCUUCCCCCUCGCUUCCUCCUCCCUCGAGCCAUCCAUCCCUCCUCCCCCUUCCCCCUCGCUUCCUCCUCCCUCGGGCCAUCCAGCCCUCCCCCCCCCCUUCCCCCUCGCUUCCUCCUCCCUCGGGCCAUCCAGCCCUCCUCCCCCUUCCCCCUCGCUUCCUCCUCCCUCGGGCCAUCCAGCCCUCCUCCCCCUUCCCCCUCGCUUCCUCCUCCCUCGGGCCAUCCAGCCCUCCUCCCCCUCCCUCCUCGCUUCCUCCUCCCUCGGGCCAUCCAGCCCUCCUCCCCCUUCCCCCUCGCUUCCUCCUCCCUCGGGCCAUCCGGCCCUCCUCCCCCUUCCCCCUCGCUUCCUCCUCCCUCAAGCCAUCCAGCCCUCCUCCCCCUUCCCCCUCGCUUCCUCCUCCCUCGGGCCAUCCGGCCCUCCUCCCCCUUCCCCCUCGCUUCCUCCUCCCUCGGGCCAUCCAGCCCUCCUCCCCCUUCCCCCUCGCUUCCUCCUCCCUCGGGCCAUCCAGCCCUCCUCCCCCUUCCCCCUCGCUUCCUCCUCCCUCGGGCCAUCCAGCCCUCCUCCCCCUUCCCCCUCGCUUCCUCCUCCCUCGAGCCAUCCAUCCCUCCUCCCCCUUCCCCCUCGCUUCCUCCUCCCUCGGGCCAUCCAGCCCUCCCCCCCCCCUUCCCCCUCGCUUCCUCCUCCCUCGGGCCAUCCAGCCCUCCUCCCCCUUCCCCCUCGCUUCCUCCUCCCUCGGGCCAUCCAGCCCUCCUCCCCCUUCCCCCUCGCUUCCUCCUCCCUCGGGCCAUCCAGCCCUCCUCCCCCUCCCUCCUCGCUUCCUCCUCCCUCGGGCCAUCCAGCCCUCCUCCCCCUUCCCCCUCGCUUCCUCCUCCCUCGGGCCAUCCGGCCCUCCUCCCCCUUCCCCCUCGCUUCCUCCUCCCUCAAGCCAUCCAGCCCUCCUCCCCCUUCCCCCUAGCUUCCUCCUCCCUCGGGCCAUCCAGCCCUCCUCCCCCUUCCCCCUCGCUUCCUCCUCCCUCGGGCCAUCCAGCCCUCCUCCCCCUUCCCCCUCGCUUCCUCCUCCCUCGGGCCAUCCAGCCCUCCUCCCCCUUCCCCCUCGCUUCCUCCUCCCUCGGGCCAUCCAGCCCUCCUCCCCCUUCCCCCUCGCUUCCUCCUCCCUCGGGCCAUCCAGCCCUCCUCCCCCUUCCCCCUCGCUUCCUCCUCCCUCGGGCCAUCCAGCCCUCCCCCCCUUCCCCCUCGCUUCCUCCUCCCUCGGGCCAUCCAGCCCUCCUCCCCCUCCCCCCUCGCUUCCUCCUCCCUCGGGCCAUCCAGCCCUCCUCCCCCUUCCCCCUCGCUUCCUCCUCCCUCGGGCCAUCCAGCCCUCCUCCCCCUUCCCCCUCGCUUCCUCCUCCCUCGGGCCAUCCAGCCCUCCCCCCCCUUCCCCCUCGCUUCCUCCUCCCUCGGGCCAUCCAGCCCUCCUCCCACUUCCCCCUCGCUUCCUCCUCCCUCGGGCCAUCCAGCCCUCCUCCCCCUUCCCCCUCGCUUCCUCCUCCCUCGGGCCAUCCAGCCCUCCUCCCCCUCCCCCCUCGCUUCCUCCUCCCUCGGGCCAUCCAGCCCUCCUCCCCCUUCCCCCUCGCUUCCUCCUCCCUCGGGCCAUCCAGCCCUCCUCCCCCUUCCCCCUCGCUUCCUCCUCCCUCGAGCCAUCCAGCCCUCCUCCCCCUCCCCCCUCGCUUCCUCCUCCCUCGGGCCAUCCAGCCCUCCCCCCCCCCUUCCCCCUCGCUUCCUCCUCCCUCGGGCCAUCCAGCCCUCCUCCCCCUUCCCCCUCGCUUCCUCCUCCCUCGAGCCAUCCAGCCCUCCUCCCGCUUCCCCCUCGCUUCCUCCUCCCUCGGGCCAUCCAGCCCUCCUCCCCCUUCCCCCUCGCUUCCUCCUCCCUCGGGCCAUCCAGCCCUCCCCCCCCUUCCCCCUCGCUUCCUCCUCCCUCGGGCCAUCCAGCCCUCCUCCCCCUCCCCCUCGCUUCCUCCUCCCUCGGGCCAUCCAGCCCUCCUCCCCCUUCCCCCUCGCUUCCUCCUCCCUCGGGCCAUCCAGCCCUCCUCCCCCUUCCCCCUCGCUUCCUCCUCCCUCGGGCCAUCCAGCCCUCCCCCCCCUUCCCCCUCGCUUCCUCCUCCCUCGGGCCAUCCAGCCCUCCUCCCACUUCCCCCUCGCUUCCUCCUCCCUCGGGCCAUCCAGCCCUCCUCCCCCUUCCCCCUCGCUUCCUCCUCCCUCGGGCCAUCCAGCCCUCCUCCCCCUCCCCCCUCGCUUCCUCCUCCCUCGGGCCAUCCAGCCCUCCUCCCCCUUCCCCCUCGCUUCCUCCUCCCUCGGGCCAUCCAGCCCUCCUCCCCCUUCCCCCUCGCUUCCUCCUCCCUCGAGCCAUCCAGCCCUCCUCCCCCUCCCCCCUCGCUUCCUCCUCCCUCGGGCCAUCCAGCCCUCCCCCCCCCCUUCCCCCUCGCUUCCUCCUCCCUCGGGCCAUCCAGCCCUCCUCCCCCUUCCCCCUCGCUUCCUCCUCCCUCGAGCCAUCCAGCCCUCCUCCCGCUUCCCCCUCGCUUCCUCCUCCCUCGGGCCAUCCAGCCCUCCUCCCCCUUCCCCCUCGCUUCCUCCUCCCUCGGGCCAUCCAGCCCUCCUCCCCCUUCCCCCUAUCUUCCUCCUCCCUCGGGCCAUCCAGCCCUCCCCCACCUUCCCCCUCACUUCCUCCUCCCUCGGGCCAUCCAGCCCUCCUCCCCCUUCCCCCUCGCUUCCCCCCCGCAGCCCUCCCGCUGCCGUCGACGUCCCCCUUAGCCGCCGCAGCCCUCCCGCUGCCGCUGCCGUCUCCCUUCGCAGCCGCGGCUCUCCCGCUGCCGCCGCCAUCCCCCUUCCGCCGCCGCAGCUCUCCCGCUGCCGCCGCCAUCCCCCUUCCGCCGCCGCAACCCUCCCGCUGCCGCCGCCGUUCCCCUUCCGCCGCCGCAGCCCUCCCGCUGCCGCCGCCGUCCCCCUUCGCAGCCGCAGCCCUCCCGCUGCCGUCGCCGUCCCCCUUAGCCGCCGCAGCCCUCUCGCUGCCGCUGCCGUCUCCCUUCGCAGCCGCGGCUCUCCCGCUGCCGCCGCCAUCCCCCUUCCGCCGCCGCAGCUCUCCCGCUGCCGCCGCAGGCCUCCCGUUGCCGCUGCCGUCCCCCUUCCGCCGCCGCAGCUCUCCCGCUGCCGCCGCCGUUCCCCUUCCGCCGCCGCAGCUCUCCCGCUGCCGCCGCCGUUCCCCUUCCGCCGCCGCAGCCCUCCCGCUGCCGCCGCCGUUCCCCUUCCGCCGCCGCAGCCCUCCCGCUGCCGCCGCCGUCCCCCUUCGCAGCCGCAGCCCUCCCGUUGCCGCUGCCGUCCCCCUUCCGCCGCCGCAGCUCUCCCGCUGCCGCCGCCGUUCCCCUUCCGCCGCCGCAGCUCUCCCGCUGCCGCCGCCGUUCCCCUUCCGCCGCCGCAGCUCUCCCGCUGCCGCCGCCAUCCCCCUUCCGCCGCCGCAGCUCUCCCGCUGCCGCCGCCGUCUCCCUUCGCCGCCGCAGCCCUCCCGUUGCCGCUGCCGUCCCCCUUCCGCCGCCGCAGCUCUCCCGCUGCCGCCGCCGUUCCCCUUCCGCCACCGCAGCUCUCCCGCUGCCGCCGCCGUUCCCCUUCCGCCGCCGCAGCUCUCCCGCUGCCGCCGCCGUUCCCCUUCCGCCGCCGCAGCCCUCCCGCUGCCGCCGCCGUCCCCCUUCGCAGCCGCAGCCCUCCCGCUGCCGUCGCCGUCCCCCUUAGCCGCCGCAGCCCUCUCGCUGCCGCUGCCGUCUCCCUUCGCAGCCGCGGCUCUCCUGCUGCCGCCGCCAUCCCCCUUCCGCCGCCGCAGCUCUCCCGCUGCCGCCGCCGUUCCCCUUCCGCCGCCGCAGCUCUCCCGCUGCCGCCGCCGUUCCCCUUCCGCCGCCGCAGCCCUCCCGCUGCCGCCGCCGUCCCCCUUCGCAGCCGCAGCCCUCCCGCUGCCGUCGCCGUCCCCCUUAGCCGCCGCAGCCCUCUCGCUGCCGCUGCCGUCUCCCUUCGCAGCCGCGGCUCUCCCGCUGCCGCCGCCAUCCCCCUUCCGCCGCCGCAGCUCUCCCGCUGCCGCCGCCGUCUCCCUUCGCCGCCGCAGCCCUCCCGUUGCCGCUGCCGUCCCCCUUCCGCUGCUGCAGCCUUCUCCCUUCUCCUUCACAGCCCUCCUGCUGUCACCGCACGGCACGGCACCUUCGGCUGGCCUGCAUCCUCACUUACGACAGCCCCCCCCCUCCUCCCCCUUCAUGCUUCAGGGGUUUCCUCAUCCUUUCACAGGAUUCUAA
Closterium sp. Yama58-4 is the source of this 8643-nucleotide messenger RNA. Lineage: Eukaryota; Viridiplantae; Streptophyta; Zygnematophyceae; Desmidiales; Closteriaceae. The record is from the annotation of a GenBank genome assembly.